Molecule: messenger RNA, 2436 nt
Organism: Lutra lutra (Eurasian river otter)
Lineage: Eukaryota; Metazoa; Chordata; Mammalia; Carnivora; Mustelidae
Gene: TIGD1
Product: tigger transposable element derived 1
Exons: 2
Coding region: 591-2381 (596 amino acids)
Cellular component (GO): nucleus
Molecular function (GO): DNA binding
Source: RefSeq, a predicted model, not a curated record
UUUUUCUAUUCCAGCAACUGUUUCCAUGAAGGAAAAAACUUGAAGUACUACCUGACUUACUAUUUCAGAGGGAGGUAAAUUUCUUUGUAAAGAAUUUGAGAUUAAAAAUUAAUACCUUAAACCUCCCAAAAGAAAUAACCCAAAUCUGAAGGUUAAUACAGUAUAGGUAUACCUAUACAGAUACAGUAUACCUUGUUUUAUUGCACUUUACUUCAUUGUGCUUCGCAGAUGUGUGUUUUACAAAUCAAAGGUGGUACUUCUGCAUUGAGGAAGUCUAUUGGCACCAUUUUUAACGAGAGCAUUUGCUCACUUAGUGUCUCUGUCACAUUUUGGUAAUUUUCAGUCUUUUAAACUUGUUCAUUCUAGUUGUAUUUGUUAUGGUGAUCUGUGAUCAGUGAUCUUUGAUGUUACUAUUGUAAUUAUUUUGGGGUGCCAUGAACCAGACCCAUUAACAGUGAACGUAAUUGAUAAAUACUGCAUGUGUUGUGACUGUUCUACCAGUUGGCCCUUCCUCCAUCCCUCCCUCUCCUCGGGCCUCUCUACUCCCUGAGACACAACAAUAUUGAAAUUAGGCCAAUUAAUAAUCCACAAUGGCCUCUAAGUGUGCAAGUGAAAGGAAGAGUCGCAUGUCUCUCACUUUAAAUCAAAAGCUAGAGAUGAUUAAGCUUAGUGAGGAAGGCAUGUCAAAAGCAGAGAUAGGUCGGAAGCUAGGCCUCUUGCGUCAAACAGUCAGCCAAGUUGUAAAUGCAAAGGAUAAGUUCUUGAAGGAAAUUAAAAGUGGUACUCCAGUGAACACACGAAUGAUAAGAAAGCGAAACAGCCUUAUUGCUGAUAUGGAGAAAGUUUUAGUGGUUUGGAUAGAAGAUCAAACCAGCCACAACAUUCCCUUGAGCCAAAGCCUAAUCCAGAGCAAGGCCCUAACUCUCUUCAAUUCUAUGAAGGCUGAGAGAGGUGAGGAGGCUGCAGAAGAAAAGUUUGAAGCUAGCAGAGGUUGGUUCAUGAGGUUUAAGGAAAGAAGCCGUCUCUAUAACAUAAAAGUGCAGGGUGAAGUAGCAAGUGCUGAUGUAGAAGCUGCAGCAAGUUAUCCGGAAGAUCUAGCUAGGAUAAUUAAUGAAGGUGGCUACACUAAGCAACAGAUUUUCAAUGUAGAUGAAACAGCCUUAUAUUGGAAAAAGAUGCCAUCUAGGACUUUCAUAGCUAGAGAGGAGAGGUCAAUGCCUGGCUUCAAAGCUUCAAAGGACAGGCUGACUCUCUUGUUAGGAGCUAAUGCAGCUGGUGACUUUAAGUUGAAGCCAAUGCUCAUUUACCAUUCUGAAAAUCCUAGGGCUCUUAAGAAUUAUGCUAAAUCUACUCUGCCUGUACUCUAUAAAUGGAAUAACAGAGCCUGCAUGACAGCACAUCUGUUUACAACAUGGUUUACUGAAUAUUUUAAGCCCACAGUUGAGACCUACUGCUCAGAAAAAAAAAUUGCUUUCAAAAUAUUACUGCUCAUUGACAAUGCCCCUGGUCAUCCAGGAGCUCUGAUGGAGAUGUACAAUGAGAUUAAUGUUGUUUUCAUACCUGCUAACUCAUCGUCUGUUCUGCAACCCAUGGACCAAGGAGUCAUUUCAACCUUCAAGUCUUACUAUUUAAGAAAUACAUUUCGUAAGGCUAUAGCUGCCGUAGAUAGUGAUUCCUCUGAUGGAUCUGGGCAAAGUAAACUGAAAGCCUUUUGGAAAAGAUUCACUAUUUUAGAUGCCAUUAAGAACAUUCGUGAUUCAUGGGAAGAGGUCAAAAUGUCAACAUUAACUGGAGUUUGGAAGAAGUUGAUUCCAGCCCUCAUGGUUGACUUUGAGGGGUUCAAGACUUCAGUGGAGGAAGUAACUGCAGAUGUGGUAAAAAUAGCAAAAGAAUUAGAAUUAGAUGUGGAGCCUGAAGAUGUGACUGAAUUGCUGCGAUCUCAUGAUAAAACUACAACGGAGGAGGAAUUGCUUCCCAUGGGUGAGCAGAGAAAGUGGUUUCUUGAAAUGGGAUCUACUCCUGGUGAAGAUGAUGUAAAGAUUGUUGAGAUGACAACAAAGGAUUUAGAAUACUACAUAAACUUAGUUGAUAAAGCAGCAGCAGGGUUUGAGAGGAUUGACUCUAAUUUUGAAAGAAGUUCUUCUGUGGGUAAAAUGCUGUCAAACAGUAUCUCAUGCUACAGAGAAAUUGUUCGUGAAAGGAAGAGUCCAUCAAUGAGGCAAAUUUCAUUACUGUCUUAUUUUAAGAAAUGGCCACAACCACCCCAACCUUCAGCAACCACCAUCUUGAUCGGUCAGCAACCAUCAACAUCAAGGCAAGACCCUCCACCAGCAAAAAAAUUAAGGCUUGCUGAAAGCUCGGAUGAUGGGAAGAGGAAAUGAAAAUAUCAGUUGCUUUUAAACAUUGAAAAGAAAUCUAGAGUCUUCUUAGCAAGCU